Molecule: messenger RNA, 2337 nt
Organism: Staurois parvus
Lineage: Eukaryota; Metazoa; Chordata; Amphibia; Anura; Ranidae
Source: the annotation of a GenBank genome assembly
UUUCCUUUUGCUACAGAAUAAAGGUUCCCUUCAAUUGAGAGGACAAAUGGGAUUUCAUGAGACCUAUAGUCCUGAAGCUCCUACGACAGGAGUCCGUCACAAAACAGCAGUGGUUCGACCUCUUCUCGGAUGUGCAUGCAGUUUGCCUAUGGGAUGACAAAGGCCCAGCAAAAAUCCACCAGGCUUUAAAAGAGGACAUUCUAGAGUUUAUAAAGCAAGCUCAAGCUAGAGUACUCAGUCAUCAGGAUGACACUGCUUUACUGAAGGCUUAUAUUGUAGAAUGGCGCAAAUUCUUUACACAGUGUGACAUCUUACCCAAACCCUUCUGUCAGUUAGAAAUCACUUUAAUGGGAAAACAAGGAAGUAACAAGAAAUCAAAUGUGGAAGACAGCAUUGUUAGGAAGCUGAUGCUGGAUACGUGGAAUGAAUCAAUAUUUUCUAAUAUAAAGAAUCGUCUUCAGGACAGUGCAAUGAAAUUGGUCCAUGCUGAGCGGUUAGGGGAAGCAUUUGAUUCCCAACUAGUUAUUGGUGUUAGAGAAUCCUAUGUUAAUCUUUGUUCAAAUCCAGAAUACAAACUGCAGAUCUAUCGGGAUAAUUUUGAAAAAGCCUAUUUAGAUUCUACGGAGAGGUUUUACCGAACCCAGGCCCCUUCCUACCUCCAACAAAACGGUGUACAGAAUUACAUGAAAUACGCAGAUGCUAAAACUAAAAGAAGAAGAGAAGAGAGCCCAACGAUACUUAGAGACAAGGCAAGAAUGUAACUCUGUGCAGGCGCUCAUGGAGUGCUGUGUUAAUGCCCUGGUGACAUCCUUCAAAGAAACCAUUUUAGCUGAGUGCCAAGGAAUGAUCAAACGCAAUGAGACAGAAAAGUUGCACUUAAUGUUUUCUCUCAUGGAUAAAGUUCCAAGUGGAAUUGAGCCGAUGCUGAAGGACCUCGAGGAGCACAUUGUGAGUGCUGGACUAGCAGACAUGGUGGCAGCUGCAGAAACCAUUACUACUGAUUCUGAGAAGUAUGUAGAGCAAUUACUGACAUUGUUUAAUAGAUUUAGCAAACUAGUAAAAGAAGCUUUUCAAGACGAUCCAAGAUUUCUAACUGCUCGAGACAAGGCAUACAAGGCUGUGGUAAAUGAUGCAACAAUAUUUAAACUGGAGCUACCACUAAAGCAAAAAGGGGUGGGAUUGAAAACACAGCCUGAGUCAAAGUGCCCGGAAUUACUUGCUAAUUACUGUGAUAUGUUGUUAAGAAAAACACCUCUCAGUAAAAAGCUUACUUCUGAAGAAAUUGAAGCAAAGCUGAAGGAAGUGCUGCUGGUGCUUAAAUAUGUUCAGAACAAAGACGUGUUCAUGAGAUAUCACAAAGCUCACCUCACCAGACGUCUCAUUCUGGACAUCUCCGCAGACAGUGAGAUUGAAGAGAACAUGGUGGAAUGGCUCAGGGAAGUCGGAAUGCCUGCUGACUAUGUAAAUAAACUGGCUCGGAUGUUCCAAGACAUUAAAGUAUCUGAAGAUUUAAAUCAAGCUUUCAAAGAAAUGCAUAAAAAUAAUAAAUUAGCACUUCCAGCUGAUUCUGUGAACAUUAAGAUUUUAAAUGCGGGUGCGUGGUCAAGGAGCUCUGAAAAGGUCUUUGUGUCUCUCCCCACUGAACUGGAAGACCUGAUCCCUGAAGUGGAAGAGUUCUACAAGAAGAAUCACAGUGGAAGAAAACUGCACUGGCAUCAUUUAAUGUCUAAUGGCAUUAUAACCUUUAAAAAUGAAGUUGGACAGUAUGACCUUGAGGUGACAACAUUUCAGCUGGCUGUUUUGUUUGCUUGGAACCAGAGGCCUAAAGAGAAGAUUAGUUUUGAGAAUCUUAAACUAGCAACAGAAUUACCAGAUGCAGAGCUGAGAAGGACUCUUUGGUCUCUUGUAGCGUUCCCAAAACUGAAGAGGCAAGUUCUGUCAUAUGAACCACAAGUAAAUUCUCCUAAAGAUUUCACAGAGGGCACCUUGUUUUCAGUAAACCAAGAGUUCAGCUUGAUAAAAAAUGCAAAAGUUCAGAAAAGAGGAAAGAUCAAUUUAAUUGGACGCUUACAACUCACAACUGAGAGAAUGAGGGAGGAAGAAAAUGAAGGCAUUGUACAGCUCCGAAUACUGAGGACUCAGGAGGCCAUUAUUCAAAUCAUGAAGAUGAGAAAGAAAAUUACCAAUGCUCAGCUCCAGACUGAACUAGUAGAAAUUUUGAAGAACAUGUUCUUGCCACAGAAAAAAAUGAUCAAAGAACAAAUCGAAUGGCUUAUAGAACACAAGUACAUCCGAAGAGAUGAGUCCGAUAUCAACACUUUCAUCUACAUGGCAUAG